UGUUAUUUGGCCAUGCAGCUCCAAUUUGAUUCCCAGUUUUUCAUGUCCAUUGUGUUUCUGGGUUUUGUUGUGUUGUUGUUUCAUUUGUAUAAUGUCUUGGUGGAGAAGCCAAAUAAGCUUCGCUCUAAGCUAAGGAAGCAAGGUAUCAAUGGUCCACCUCCAACUAUACUACUUGGAAAUAUUAGGGAGAUAAAGAAAGCUCAACGUAUCACUGCAAAUAAUUCUUCUAUUGAAUCCAAUUCCUCUCACAACUGUGCUGCUUAUGUUCUCCCCCUAUUUGAGAAAUGGAGGGAGCAAUAUGGUCAAGUAUUUAUGUUUUCUCUUGGAAACAUACAAAUAUUGUGUGUGAACCAACCUGACAUAGUGAGAGAUAUCAACACAUGCACAUCCUUGGACUUGGGGAAGCCUUCAUAUCAGCAGAAACAACUAGGGCCUAUGCUGGGUCAGGGCGUUUUAACUUCAAAUGGAACUAUAUGGGCCCAUCAAAGAAAGAUCCUAGCUCCAGAACUAUACAUGGACAAGGUUAAGGGAAUGAUGAAUAUAAUUAGUGAGUCUUCUAUGUCUCUGCUAAACUUGUGGAGUAGUAGAAUAGAGGCAGAAGGUGGAGUUGCCGAUAUAAAAAUUGAUGAAUACAUGAGAAGUUUCUCUGGGAAUGUUAUUGCAAGGGCAUGCUUUGGAAGCAAUUAUUCAAAGGGGGAAGAAAUUUUCUUGAAACUUGGAGCUCUCCUAGAGCUCAUGUCAUGGAAAAAUAUGUCCAAAAGGGUGGUCCCUGGCAUGAGAUACCUGCCAACAAAGAGCAAUAGAAAAGCAUGGUCAUUAGAAAAGGAGGUGAGAAAUUUGAUACUCCAAGGGGUUAAGGAAAGAAAGGACACUACUUUUGAAAAGGACCUGCUGCAAAUGGUUCUUGAAGGUGCUAAUAAAAGUAAUCUCACUCAAGAGGCCAGUGACCGCUUUAUUGUUGAUAACUGCAAGAAUAUAUACUUGGCAGGCUAUGAGACAACUGCAGUUUCUGCUACAUGGUGCCUUAUGUUGUUGGCCUCAAAUCAAAAUUGGCAGGAUCGUGUUCGUGCUGAGGUACUAGAAAUUUGCAAGGGUAGAAUACCAGAUUCUGAUAUGCUUUAUAAGAUGAAGCAGCUGACCAUGGUUAUUCAUGAAUCAUUGCGGCUUUAUCCCCCUGUAUCUGUGAUGUCAAGGGAAGCCUUCAAGGACAUGAAAUUUGGGGACAUUGAUGUCCCCAAGGGCGUUAACCUUUGGACAAUGGUGUUAACUUUACAUACAAAUCCAGAUGUAUGGGGAGCUGAUGCCUACAAAUUCAACCCAGAAAGGUUUGCCAAUGGAACAAUGGGUGCUUGUAACCUGCCACACUUGUAUAUGCCCUUUGGUGCUGGCCCACGAGUGUGUCUUGGACAGAACUUGGCUAUGGCUGAACUUAAGAUGCUGAUAGCUCUCAUUUUGUCUAAAUUCUCUUUCACCCUCUCUCCUAAAUACAUUCAUUCACCUGCUAUAUCGUUGCUCUUGGAGCCUGAGCAUGGAGUCCAUCUCUUGGUGAAAAAGUUACCAAUUGUUCCUUGAGAAUUGUAGUUCUAUGAAGUGAUAAAAGAUAUAGCAUUUUGGUGGAGGUUAGAUAGGACUUGGUAUGCACUCACUCACCUAUGCAUUGCUUAAUGUUGUUUCACUUGUCUCUUAUUUUCUUUUGUCCAAAAUAAGCAACAAAAGAACUUGCUAUUCAUCUUUGUACUUCUUGCACCUGUUUGUUAU
Molecule: messenger RNA, 1758 nt
Organism: Gastrolobium bilobum
Lineage: Eukaryota; Viridiplantae; Streptophyta; Magnoliopsida; Fabales; Fabaceae
Product: cytochrome P450 714C2-like
Exons: 5
Coding region: 13-1572 (519 amino acids)
Molecular function (GO): iron ion binding; heme binding; oxidoreductase activity, acting on paired donors, with incorporation or reduction of molecular oxygen
Source: RefSeq, a predicted model, not a curated record